GAAAACGUCAAAGCUUCACUAUGGAGUGAUCAGUGAUCACAGGCAAUAAUCUGUUUUAAUGUGACUGACUUUACUGCCCCCUUUAAAGGGUUUGACAAGACUCCAUGUAGGUAGUUGACCCUUUGAUUCGGAGGGCACGUUGGUUGAGAUACCGAUUGUCCGGCUAGUGACAGAUUGGCAGCACCAGCCGGUGUGUGCCCACAGGAUGAAAGCUGGGAUCUUUGGCACCGACCAUCGACAUGCCUUACUCCGAGGGGAGCACACCGAGCUGCCCGUGGACCAGUCUAAGUUGGUCCGGGUGUUCAUCAGUUCCACAUUCACAGAUAUGAGCAUGGAGCGUGACGCUCUCCUGGACAAGGCCUACCCAAAGGUACAGGAAUUCUGUCAGAAAUUGGGCCUAGUCUUUGAGGUAGUUGACAUGCGCUGGGGAGUACCAAACACGCUGACUACUGACCACAUGACCACAGAACUGUGCCUGAGAGAGAUCGAAUCUUGUAAAAGGAUAUCACUGGGGCCCACUUUUAUUGCUCUGGUGGGCAAUCGCUAUGGAUUUCGCCCCAUCCCCCGAGUCAUUGAGGGCGAAGAGUUUGAGGAGCUGCUCCGGGAACACUCUUCCAAUUCCCAGUCCUUGAAGCUGCUUCGGGACUGGUUCUGGAAAGACGAGAAUGCGGUUCCACCUGUGUACAUCCUCCAACCUAUCACCACACAUCUCCCGGACUAUGGCGAGACAAGAGCUGAGAGGCAGGAGGAGCACGACAAGGCCCUGCGAUCCUGGCCUGAGCUCCAGCAGCGCAUUGCCGACCUCCUGCGCCAAGCGGCCACCCAGGCGGAGAAAGAGGGGCGAAUACCAAAAGGGGCCAGGCUCAAGUAUUUCAAAUCAGUUACUGAGUUUGAGAUCGACCGGGGCUUAGGUGAAACAAGAGAAGGGGACGUGUGCUCUUCGGUGUUUGUCCGCGACAUCCCCAAUCUACCGGAUCAGGUCGACCAGCAGCAGCUGCCCAAAUUCAUCGACAUUAAAGAUGACGGGAGCAUCGACACGGAGGCCCAGGAGCUACUCACCAGCUUAAAGGCCCAAAUUGUCGGCAAGUCUGCCAGGAGCCUACGGGUGCACCAGGUGCCGUGGUCGGGCGGAGUGCUGGACACGCAGAGCCAAGCUCACGCCGAGUAUCUCCACGACCUGUGCCAGAACUUUGUGGAGGACAUGAAGCAGCAGAUCCAGGGAAAGGUGGUGGCACGCCGUGGAGCCCAGGAGGAACCAGCCUGGCUCUUUGAGGAACUGCGCCACCACGGGCAUCUGUGUAGGGCCAAGCGCAGCGUCUUCUGCGGGCGCUCGCGACUCCUCAGCAACAUUGGCCGAUGCCUCGAGCUGCACGACAGGAGCACCCACUGGCCAUUGGUUGUCCAUGGGGCAUCAGGGACAGGAAAGACAGCGGUGAUGUCGAAGCUGGCCGAGGAGGUGAGGAAAACAUUCAGGAAGGGCUGCGUGGUGGUCACCAGGCUGCUGGGUACAUCGGCCCUAAGCUCAGACAUACACUCAGUGCUGAAGAGUGUCUGCUUCCAAGUGUGCCUGGCCUUCAGGCUCAAACUGCCUGCAGCCCACGUCACCAACUCUUACAUUGAGCUGGUCCGAUUCUUCCACAGCCUCCUGAGCACAGUGUCCAAGAGAAACCAAGAGGCCCUAGUCCUUCUCUUCGACUCCCUGGACCAGUUGUCUUCCAAUGAUGGAGCUCACAGGCUCCAUUGGCUGCCGAAGGUAUGCCCCGCAAAGGUCCACAUCAUUGUGUCCACUUUGCCCGAGGAGCACAACAUCCUGGCCGUGCUGCAGAAGGUGAUCCCAAAGCCUGAGUGCCACUUCGAAGUGCAGCCUUUGUCCAGCCAGCACGGCCAAGAGCUCAUCGACCUGCUGCUGAACACUGUAAACAGGAGGCUCACCACCGAGCAGCGAGACCUCAUCCUGGAGCGUUUCCGCAACUGUGGCCAGCCCCUCAUGCUCAAGCUGACCUUCGACGAGGCCAAGAGGUGGAGCUCGUACAUGCCGACCUCGGAGCUGGACGUAGCUGUGGGCACGCGGGACGCCGUGCGGCUGUUAUACUCUCGCCUCGAGAAGAAGCACGGCUGGGUACUUGUCUCCCAUGCCCUGGGAUACAUCACAUGCUCGAGGAAUGGACUGUCAGAGAGUGAGCUAAAGGAGAUCCUGUCAUUGGAUGAUGAAGUGCUCGGUGACAUCUACCAGUACUGGUCCCCUCCGAACAAAGACAUCAUCUGCCUCCCUCCCUUACUGUGGACCCGGCUUCGCUAUGACAUUGGGGAGUACUUGGUGGAGAGGCAGGCAGAUGGGUUCCCAGUCCUCGGCCUUUAUCACCGACAGUUCACAGAGGUGGUGCAUGAGCUGUACCUCCAGGCAGAAGAGAAAACCAAACGCCAUUCCGUGCUGGCUGAUUAUUUCAAGGGAACGUGGAGUCAUGGCAACAGGAAGAGCAUCACACUCCCACUCCUGAAGGACACCCUGGUUGCAGACAGGAAGGUCUCUGCUCAGCCACUGAGAUUUGGUGACGAUCUUCUGAACUCGAGGAAACUGAGUGAACUGCCACACCACCUGCUGAAAGGGGGGCGCAUUGAGGAGCUGAAACAGGAGGUUCUUGGGAACAUGGAAUGGAUAAUUUUUAAGAUACAAGUCUCAGGAAUGAAGGGUUUACUGGAGGAUUUUUAUGCAUGCACCAAGCAAAUUGAUUGUCCUGAGGUGCAGCUUGUUCAGGAUGCACUUUUACUGAUCUGGCCUACUGUGGACUUCAUGGAAAACGGAGUAGAUCAGAGUGUCCUUUUCAUUGAGAUGUUGGCUCGCCUCCAUUUCUUCAAGGGUUCUUACCCAAUGAUUGAUGAACUAUGUCAGCAAUGUGAAAGAUGGUGUGCUGCAUGCCCCAACCCUAUCUUUACACCUCUGUGCGGCUUCUUUCAGCCUCCUGGGGGACCACUAAGGACAACAUUGACUGGCUUCAGUAAAGGGGUGACUGCAAUGGAGCUAAGUACAGACUGCACACUGCUGGUGGCAGCUUCACUGGAUGGAAUGAUGAUCGUAUGGAACCUGUUGGAUAUUGAUGUGAUUCACACACUAACAGGCCAUUCUGCUGCGGUUCAGUGCAUCAAGGUGAUUCACAACAAGGCUCAUGCUGUGUCCGGAUCCUUUGACAAUACACUGCGCCUGUGGAAUCUACUGACCGGAAAAGAGAUCUAUUCCAUCCCAGAGGAUCACUCCGGCUAUGAACACUUUGCACUGCUCCACGUGGAUGAAUCUACUGACGUGAUCUACUCGGCCUCAGGCCCCCAGAUUAAGGCUUGGCACCUGAAAAAUGGAGACCCUCUGUUCCAAUUAUCUGGUGGCACCCUGGACCACACCACAUACACAGCAGUGCUUGGGUGCCACAGCUCACUGCUCACUGUGUCAUUUGGGGGCACAUUGUGCGUUUGGGACCAAAUCCAGGGCACUCUACAGUACACUUACCAUCUCACUGGCCUAAGUCUCUCUGCCCCAACCUGCAUCCUUCCACUCAGAAGCCAUGGCAAGGUCGCAGUGGGUUUCAAUGAUGGCGUUGUGGCAGUGGUAUCUCUGGAUGGGAGCUGUGUUACAGCUAAGAUCAAUUGUCCAAUCACAUUCUUGCUUGCUUCAAAAGAUGAAAUGUGUCUUCUGGCAGGCUUCAGAACGUACAUUCGAGUUUACAAAUUGGAUUGCAGUUCCAUUCUGAAAGUCCUGAUGACGGAUUUGGAACAUGGUGGCAGUGUUCAGGCAGCAGUGAUCAGUCAGGAUGGAAGCUCACUGAUCACAGGCUGCAACGACGAGACCAUUCGGGUCUGGAGUUUAUUAGACAAAGGAAAGCUGGUGGACUCCAUGGAGGGUAUGGGAGUCCCCAUCACUUUGCUUUCUGUGUCUGGCGAUACCCUGAUAUCGGCAUCCCGCAGUGCUUACUACCUCAAGAUCUGGAGCCUCGCUUACAAUCGCCAGUGCAAAACCAUUGCUCCUUUCCAUAACCGCACAGCAAUUGCUGGUGUGUCAGAAGACGGGAAGUUUGUGUGCUUUCCCAAAACUGGGGACUUGGAGAAAACAGUCAUCUGGAAUCCUGAAAAAGGUGUGACUCUGCGUACCAUUGACACUGGCAAUGAAAUCUGCAUCCUGGCUGUGGUACAGCUGAAGAAGUUACUGCUGUGCGGCCUGAGGUCUGGGUCCCUGCUGGUUUUCUGCAUGGAGACAUGGCAGAGGCUGACGUGCUGUCAGCCCCCAGGCCCAGGGGAAACAGUCCAAUGUCUCGCCGUUAGCAGAAGCGAGGAGCAGCUGGCAACAGCGUACAUCAGCUGUGUCAUGGUGCAUGCUCUGCACAGUGCGGAGUCUGACCCCUUGCUGGGCGACACCCUGGCCACAUUCUCCACUAUGCCACGCUUUGUAUUGUCCAGUAUGGCUGUCACAUCUGACUGCAGUGUACUGUUAGGCAUGGACACCGGGGAACUCCACCUCUACACUGGGAACUCACUGCCCACUAUCCUGGAGCCUCACAACAGCAGAGUAACCUGCCUGGUGACCAGUCACAAGGAACAGUAUGCCUUCAGUGGGUGUCAGGGACCAGUCCAGAGAAUAUGGAAUCUCCGGGAGCAGCAGUGGGACUAUGAGUUCUCCUACAAGGGCUUGUUCUUUCAGGGGGUUGAGUGUGCGGCGUUCUCACUGGAUGAUCGCUUCAUCUACACCGGCUCACGGGAUCGAACCAUCAAAGUGUGGGACCUUCGCAAUGGUUGCCUUUUGGUGGUGCAGUAUGUAUAUGCAGAGGUCACUAACAUUGUGCCAACUUCCACUGGGCUCUUGGCCAGCACAAGGCUGGGCUACCUCAUCCAAGAGAACUUCACGUGCCCAGCAGUUACUGAUGCCAGUUAUAACGCUAUCCGAAACAUUCGGGCAAGCUGCAGUGUGUGGGUCAGACGUGGGCGAGGUACCAGGAAGGUCUACAGCACUGGACCCAGUAAUGGCAGCAAGAAGAUCCCAGGCAAAGGGCAAGUCAGAGGCUUCCUACAGAACAGCAGACCGUCCAUACUCUGCUGCCUGCUCUGAGCACAGUGCACGGUAAAUGCAGCUCAUCGAUCCUCAGCAAACCAGCUCACAACUCCGCCCUCACUGUGUGGCGGCAGGGGGGGAAAUAACCUGUCCUGGCCCAAGCUGUUAGCAUCUUGUUCAUGUGCAACAAGCCCAUAAACAAGGUCAGUCUUUACAUCAGCAACAUGACAUCGAUGAGAUUUUUUAGCUCACUGCUUCGCACUGAAAGGGCUCUCUCUCUCUCUCUCUCUCACUCUGUCCCUCUCCUGAAGAGGCUGUAUCUUUCUGUCUCUCUCUCCCUCCCUCUCCUGAAAGGACUCUCUCUCUCUCCUGAAGGGGCUAACUCUCUCUGUAUCUCUCUUCUGAAGGGGCUCUCUCUGUCUGUCUCUCACUCACUCUACUUAUCUCUCUCUCCUGAAGGCAUUGAUACAUUCUCUCUCCACACCCCCACCCCCAAUGAGUGUAACAUCUGUCAUUCCUCCUCUCUCCGCACUGUGACAGUGAGUCCCUGUAACACUACAGCCCUGCCACACCAGCCUGCCCUUCCCCUGGGGUGGGGGCUGAUGGAGUGAGUGCCACCUGCUGAUGAAAUGAGGGAGUUUCAUUCCAGUUCUGUCGAGAAUGAGAUGCACAGCCCCCUCUCAGGUUACCACCUAGUCUGGACUCCCCUGGUGAUCAGCUGUCACUGUCCUGGCUUAGUCCAGGGAGCAUGAUUGAGAAACCCAGCUCUGGCCGAUUCCCACAGCACAGCACGGUGGCUCAGUGGUUAACACUGCAGCCUCACAGCACCAGGGACCCGUGUUCAAUUCCAGCCUCGGGUGACUGUCUGUGUGGAGUUUGCACAUUCUCCCCGUGUCUGUGUGGGUUUCCUCCGGGUGCUCCGGUUUCCUCCCAUAGCCCAAGAUUUGUGCAGGCUAGGUGGAUCGGCCAUGCUAAAUUGCCCAUGGUGUUCAGGAGUGUGUGGGUUAUAGGGGGAUGGGUCUGGGUGGGAUGCUCC
This is a messenger RNA of Stegostoma tigrinum, 6068 nucleotides long. It is a transcript of the gene nwd1, whose product is annotated as NACHT and WD repeat domain containing 1. NCBI's taxonomy places the organism in Eukaryota, Metazoa, Chordata, Chondrichthyes, Orectolobiformes, Stegostomatidae. Gene Ontology annotation, molecular function: protein binding. The transcript has 20 exons. The record is from RefSeq and is a predicted model, not a curated record. The coding region runs from base 206 to 5089 and encodes 1627 amino acids.